AUGGUUGCAACCGUCAACGUGAACCAAGGCGAGCUUGUGAUUCCACCUGCGAAGAUCGGCCUCGGUUCUCUUCUCAUUGGGGGCUGUCUCUCUUUCCUUUUGUUUGGUGUGAUUGUGCACCUCACUUGCUCAUACUUCCGAAGGUACAAGAACGACGGCCGACUAUUCAAGCGUAUCGUUGUCGUCUUGUUUCUCGCAGAACUUGCGCACACGGUUCUGGCGGCUCUGAUAGUAUAUCACUACCAUAUCACCUGCUACCAAGAUGAACGAGGAUAUGCAUUUGCUACAAUUCCAUUUGUUCUUCUUAUCCCAACCAUAGGUGUCAUCAUCGUCAUUGCUGAUAGUUUUUAUGCGCGGCGACUCUAUCUCUUGCUCCCUCAAUUUUGCAAGCCGUUGGUGGUGCUGGUUUGGAUCACAUUGGUUGCCUUUGUUUCGGGCACGUACUCCAGUCACAUCAUCUCCUUUAUUGAGAAAUACCAAUUCGACAGGACUCUCCUCUGCAGCAUCCUUUGUGCCGUGCUCUCUACUCUCACGGAGAACAACAUAUUUCUCACCGGAGUCGGCCUGGUCACGACCAAAGUCUAUGCCAUCUCAGUAAUCGUCACACUCAACUCGAGAAAAAGCUUGCUCGAUGACCUCGGAAGAACGGUCAACCUGGAGAGUCUCGAGGGACUGAAUCUGUCAGCUCUCCGGACUAGUCGGCUCGCUGCGGAACGUCGACAUGACGCAGGCAUGUCCCCAAAUGCUCGUAGCGUUUCGGUGAUACCGACCGCGGACACCGCGCGCCAGUGCACGGCCCCUGAAGAAUGA
Epithele typhae is the source of this 810-nucleotide messenger RNA. RefSeq lists its product as uncharacterized. The record is from RefSeq and is a predicted model, not a curated record. The coding region runs from base 1 to 810 and encodes 269 amino acids. NCBI's taxonomy places the organism in Eukaryota, Fungi, Basidiomycota, Agaricomycetes, Polyporales, Epitheliaceae. The transcript is spliced from 17 exons.